AUGGCCAGGAGAUGGCAGAAGUUUGCAGCUAUGCAGAGGAGGAGGAUUUCACUUCCAAGAAAUGUCAAUGCUGCAAACAGUUGUAGUACAUCUUCAUCUUUUACAGCCGGUAAAGGCCAGUUUGUAGUGUAUACAACUGAUCAAAGGCGCUUUGUGAUUCCAUUGGCUUACCUUGAAAAUGAGGUCAUUUUGCAACUUUUGAACAUGUCUGAAGAAGAGUUUGGGCUGUCAAGUGGCGGCCCUAUUACAUUACCCUGUGAUUCAGUCUUCAUGGACUACAUCAUUUCACUAAUCAAGAAAGGUGCAGCUGGUGGAGAUCUUCACAAAGCAUUGGUCCUCUCAGUUACUUCAUGUUGUUGUUCAACUUCUUCUUUGCACCAAAAAUGGGGAAACCAGCAGCUUCUUGUUUAUUGA
This is a messenger RNA of Nicotiana tabacum (common tobacco), 414 nucleotides long. Lineage: Eukaryota; Viridiplantae; Streptophyta; Magnoliopsida; Solanales; Solanaceae. The record is from RefSeq and is a predicted model, not a curated record.